GUUUUACCUUUAAUGAUUUACGUUUCAGUCAUUAUGUUUGUUGGAAAUGUUUGAAAUACAAAGUUGGGAUCUCACCGUUCUGUGUUUUUUGGAACGAUGCGAAUGUUAAAGAUGACAGGAUAUAAACAAUGUGUGUAUUUUGUUAUCGGAUGUUUAGUCUCAACAUCCAUAACUGCCACAAUUGUAAACGAAAAGGAUGUACAUAUUGAAGGAUACUUCAGAUGGGAACAUCCUUCCAUUGCUAGCAAAUUUCUAUUUUGUAUGCAAUGCUGCAAAAAGUUACCUUUCGAAAAAGGAAGUUGUUUUCCUGUUAUGUAUAUGAACAAUAAUAGAGAUAGCGCUGCAUGUUGUUCCACUAUCAAAUCAAAACCAUUUUGGGAAUUUAGAAAAUAUUCCUACUUAAAGGGGGAUUUGUUUAUCGAAUACAAUUCCUUAAUUGGAUUCGCAAAAAUUGUAAGUAAAAACAAAUAUCAGUUAUAUGAUCUUGAGCAUCAUCAUGGGUUUUUGAAGGAAUUUCCUGACAAUAUCUGCAAUUUUCCAACGAUAGUUAGAAUGGAUUUGUCAUGGAAUAGAAUCCAGUUUUUACCAAGCCUUGAAUGUCUACAGUCUCUCGAUAGUUUGAUACUGUCUGAUAACAAAAUCAAAAGAAUCGACGCUUCCUCUCUCGCUAGUCUGUCUAAUUUGAGGCAAAUUGACUUUUCGUAUAACAGAAUCGAGUAUUUAGAACCCGGAUGUUUCUCAUACCGACCAGGAAGUCUUCUGAAAAUACACUUACAAUACAACAACAUAAAGAGUAUUGAUAUAAGCGAUUUAAUUUUGAAACACUACUUCGAUUUUAUAAAAAUAUUCAAUAACGAUUUAAGAACUAUUACAAAUUUGAAAAAUAAUACAGGUUUCGUAAAUGGUUCAAUUGGAGGUGGACUGAUUCAGAUGAUGAAUAACUCAUUCACUAACCUUCCUAUGUAUAAUACUUUGGGAUUUUCUGCUGAUGAUGCCUUAAAAAUUGUGUUUAGAUACACAAUUGAUGUACUCUAUAAUAAAUGGAUAUGUGAUUGUAAAAUGUGGGAUGGAUACUUGGUUAUGGCUUCUCAAGCUAUGGAUCAGUACUAUACAUUGGGUAUGCCCAAAUGUGUUUACCCACCUCAUUUGAAGGGCUACAGCCUAGGAUAUUUCAGGAUGAAAAAUCAUACUGCAGACCUAUUGAUUUGCAACAUAACAGAAAAAGAAAAAUGUCCUGUAAGAUGUAACUGUUUUGAUCAACCUUCAAAAAAUAGAGUUGUGGUGAAUUGCACAUCACAACUUUAUAUUAGCAUGCCCCAUGUCGUUCCUGACCUAUCUGGCCUAGACAUUGAUCUUAGACACAACAAAAUAACAUUUUUCCAAAAACACGAAUACCUCGAAAGAACAAUUAGCAUUAAUUUAUCCUUCAACUUUAUUGUAAAUGUAGAUCCUACAAUAUACAGAAUACAAAAUAUACUCUUUACUGAUCUAAGAAAUAAUCAAAUCCAAACGCUGCACAGAGAACUCCUGUUAAGAGAUCCUUGUGCAAUAGGAUUCGGAAAAAUUACUGUAAAAUGUACGUGCGACAUGAUAUGGAUAAAGCUUUGGUUACAUAAACAGCAUGCAGUUAACUGUUCAUACAACCAAAUAACAUGUGAAACACACGAAAGCUUCGUUAAUGCUGCUCUUGUUUCGAAAUCUGAUUUAUGCGAAGAUCAAGACAUAGAACGAAGCUUUAUGAGUUAUGUCUUGCUGGGAGUUACAAUCAUAAGUGUAGCAAUAGGGACAUUCCUGUGUUCUCAGUUCAAAUAUGAAAUAUUGAUAUUAUUCAGGAAACUAAGAUGUAAAAGACAAAUUGGCAUAUCCUUUCACUACAGAAGUGGAAACAAUGAACUGGUUCAAAUGGACGACAAAACUAUAUCGUACGAUGCAUAUCUAUCCUUUGAUGAAAACAAUGAAAUUAUUCGGAAAUGGAUUGUGGAAGACUUGAUAAAACAUUUAGAGAGCAAAGGUUAUAAACUUUGUUUACCAUGUCGCGAUUUUGAUGCAGGCAUGAUACGAGAAGAAGAAAUUCGAGGAGUAAUUUCAAAAUGCAAGUCUUUUAUUGUUCUAUUGUCGGAUGAAUAUUUGGAAGAUCAUUUUGCGAACCUCGAAUGGAAACUAAUUUGGAAUAAUUAUAAAUAUGACAGAUCCAAGCGAAUCGCCAUAAUAAACUACGAUAUCAUGGAAAGUGGAUAUGUUAAGCAAAGAAAUAUGAAAGCAUUUCUUCGAUUAGGUUAUGCCAUGGAUUUUUCAAACACGGACCACCAACUUAUGCAAGAGAUAGUACACAAGUUGGGUCAACCAGUUGAUUUACAAAAGUAUUGAACACUUAUCAAGAAUAAAUAUUGCUUGAUAGGUUACAUUUUCCAUGAAGUCUUCAAAUAGCAUGAAUCAUCUAUAUAGACAUAUGAAGAGGAUACAAAGGGUCAACUUAAAAGAAUCAGUCGAAGAAAGAGAAGGAAAUACCAUGGCCAAAAGAAAAAAAUCCCAAAAGACAAAAAAAAGUUCAGAAAACACAUAAAAGUAAAAAUUAAGCAACCCAACCAAGCACUUGGGUGUUACCGUCGUUAUGCCCAUGACAAGCACACAUCUGAUGAUAAUUUGCACACUGUGGAUAUAUUACAUAAUAAACUGAACUGGUGUAAAUACUCGUUAAAGAUAGUUUGGCACGCAAGAGACGCAUUUCGUUUUCACUAGAAUCAUCAUUUGCGCUAGAAUCAAACCACUGGAAAGCAAACCAAAAGGAAAGUUGAUGAAUGAUAAAAAUAAAAAUUUCUUUUAGGCAAAUCUAACUAUGGCGGCCCUAGUCUGGAGAGAACAAUGCCUAAGUGUUUCGAACGAUUUUAUAGUUUUUUUAAAAAACAGUAAAUUAACAAAAAUGUAAAGUGUUUAAAAGUGUCAUUUUCAUUUAUUAGCACUGGAUUGAUACAUCUGCGGGUGGGUUGGAGGUCUCCGAGGGUAUAAUCGGAGCAAUAGUCAGUGCUUCGGUGCUGACAUGAUUUAUAACAUACCCACUUUUCAAUUGUCCACUAAAACAAAUAUGAAUUAUAAAGAUACUAACGUUACAACUCCAUCAGACCAAGUAGACCUUAGAUGGAAGGCAAUUCUCUUGAUGUCUUUUUUUGUCAUUCGGCUCCUCACGUUUUCAAGGACUUAUAAAUCCUUAGCAUUAAAAUUUUUGCUUUUACCGUUCCCGAUAAAGGUAAAUCCAGAAAAGUGCUUCGGACGCAAGUAAUAUAUAAAAUGUUAUUUUCAUUUACGAAAAUGACCGUAUCAAGGAUACUUCAUAUCAGCACAUGAGUGCUAAGUUCUAGGCUAGUGAUUACAUCGGGACAAAACGUUCACAAGCAGUGGCAUCGAACCAUUGGUUGUAAUUUGUAAAAAAAACAUUUCAUAAGUUUGGGGCAUUCGAACCGCUUUUCUGGAUUUAUGUUUUUAGUGAAAUACAGAACUGCUCCUAACUUUAGGACAAGCAUGUCUCUAAAUAGGAAGUGAUUCCUUCCAAUUCAAGGCUUCCUGUUCUAAUGGUCUAUGUGUGACGUGUGUUCCACAGCUCCUGCACGAAGUAUUUAGUUAUUAGAAGCCACGCUAAUCUUACAGUGAUUGUUGGUAAGUCAUUAACACAUUCACUUCUCCGUCACCAGGAACGCUCAGGCACAAAUGUUGAAAGCCUCGAAUUGGAACUCUUUGGAUACAAGAUGAGCCAAUGACCGAAAUAGACCUUAAACGAAUAGCCAAAUUAACCAAAGAUGAAAUUAGCCUUAGUAAGUUCGAACCUUAUUUUUUUUAAAGAUAAUUUCUAAAUUAUCAUCGGGAUAUUUUCAAAUGUAUCUUCAAAAUUAUGUCAGUCCAAAGCACUGCCAUAUAGUUUACCAAGUUUAUUUUUUUGUUCAGAUUAUGUGUAUUUGUAGCGUAUAAGUUUAAACAAUCCGUACUGUCCACAGAGUUUACUACAGGAUCAAUGAUGUUGAGUUUUCCUAAGACUUGAAUGUUUUAUAAUCCAAAAAUGUGACAUUCGAGAUUUAAUUGAUUUAAUUGCAAUUUGAAUAAUGCGAUUUUCAAUGAUCCAUUUUUCAGUGAGUGCUUGCAUCUCAUACUAGUAUAUCCUUUAUAACUUGACAUUAAGUGUACCACUGGAACUAGGACUGUUUCAUAUCUGGAUUUUUUUUAAAAAAAUAGACGUACAUGGACAAAUCCUCGCUAAACGCUCUCUAGAACUUGUGUUUAUAUGUAUCAAUAUUCGACUCAAACUAAAACUUUGAACUUUAAAAACGGAUCAACGAUAAACGUGACGAUUUCUUCUUGGCAACUUCUCAUUUUUUAGUAGAAAAGUACCCUCUGACGUUAGAUGUAUCUAAAUUGAUAACUACGCGCUUCCAUAUUCACAUUGCACGGGAUUUAUUAAUUUGGUUGUGCAUUUUCGCAAAGAGUGUUCAUUCGGGAAAAUGAGGAAAAACGACUAAAAUUAACACUACACAAAAUUAUGGGUACCAUCACCAUUUGGUUGACUAAUACGAUGUUUUGGUGUCACAAGUCAUAAGAGACACAAUUCCGCUGCUUAGAUCUAAUAUACCAGCAAAGUAGUCUGAUAUGUAAACUUAAUGAUUGUUUCCUUUUCUCUAUUGUGACGUUUUGACUGAGGCUGGGGAUACAUGCUUAACAAGAAACGCUGAUCCUACCGUCGCAUCAAGCCUCGCUCUUUGUCAAUCCGUCAAAUGUUUUCCUUGGUUUGUGUAUAGAUGAAUUAAUUGACGAGAUUUGAAGACCUGCAAACUACUGUUUCCUCUUAUUUAACACAGAAUUGACGCAAGCUGUAAUUUCCACAAUUCUGUAAAUACCCAUUUAAGGGGGUACCCAAAACUUUGACUAACAUAGAAAUAAUAUUCAUAAAGUUUUGUGAAAAAUUAUUUACUUUGUCCUGUUGACAAAAACAUAAAAAUUUCAAGAAAAUGAACCGCACAAUUUACAGCUUCAUUGGAUAUAUAGCAGUUUGACAAACACUAAUUUUGAUCAUUGAGAGGCAUGAUUUAUUUUUUACAAAUAAUAUGUGAUUUAAACAUUCAGAUGAUUUUUAAAGAUUUAACUUCCUUAGAUGUUCUGUACCCCUAAACUAUGAAAAACGUUUUACAAUAUUAGGCUAAAUGUUUUUACAUUUUACCGCAAGUCUAAACAAGGUGGACAUGAGUUGAUCAUAUACAGGUACUUUCAAAGAUCUUUAGGCUUAAAAUGUAUUUCCAUUAUAGAGUAGAAUAAAGGUAUAAUAUUGUCACAAUAAUUGCUAAUUUUCAUAGUUUUCUUUCGAGGCUUUGAACUCUGGAGAAAAGAAUGAAAAUUAUUGAUCUAACAAUGUCAAAAUAUAUGCAAACUUUUGUAUUGGUUAAAUUAAAACCAUGAUAGUUAUAACCUUGCUUCAAUACUGCAGUUUUGAGGCUAGUUUUGGUACUAAAGAAAAUAAUCGUAUUAUUAUUAUAGUCUUCCAGUAUAUUCAGUAGAAUUUGGCUUUAAGGGCAGAUCUUUGAUAGUUUCUUUUUAAUCAAUUCACAACUUUUGUAUAGCCCUCUAAUCUUUUGUUGAGGAACUCUAGAUGCCUUAUAUUUUUCUUGUCGUUAGAUUGCUGUCUCAUGGACGUUUACCCAAUAUUUUCCUUUAUUCACAUUGUUUUAAUGUUCAGUUGUUCACAACAGUACGGAAAUGUGGUUACGUCAUUUUAAGUGACAAAGUUUGUGUGAAUAGAAAAUUUUAUUUUUUAACGCCAUUGUAUCACGACCAUAUUUUAAAAAUCCCAUAAAAACAUAUUAAGAUUAGAAAAUCAAACUUUUGAGACAAGUCUGCAAUGAGUUAGCGAAAAUAUAACUUGGAAAAAUAAAGACUCUCUGAAGGAAGAAGAAAGAAGAAACGCCUUAGUUUUAUAUUUAAGCCUCAUUGCGUGUGUUUCAAUCAAAAUUGUGUUACAAGAAAAGUAACACUUUGACAAAAUUAUGAGAUUGUUGUACUCAUUGACAGUCAUGUUUCCAAUCUAUUACAGAGGCUACCUAAUUAAAAGGUUUAAUGUAGUUCAAUCAUACCAUAUCUCCUUAUUUUUUUUAAUUUAUUAAAAUGGCCAUUACAAUUCCCGUUUGUUCAUAAUUUUAUAUUGCAAUUACAAUUGAAAUAAUAAAAUAAAAUAAAACUUGAGGCAAAUUAAGCAUAAUAUAGCGCAUAAACUUGAUGUAGCUCAUUCUAAAAAAAAAAAAAACUUACAUAUUACAUGAAACUGACUAUAUUGGUACCUAAAUUGUCACGGAACACUUGGCGUUUAUGUCACUAUAAAAGAGAGAAGAAUAAAAACAAUAUGCAAACCAAAUAAAUAGCUUACUUACAUAGGUUUUUAAAAAAAUGAAGAGAAACAAAAACAACCUAGAGAAAAUAUCAUUUGAAAGACAAUUCAUAUAUAAGUUAAAUAUAGACGUCAAAUAGUAUAUGGCUAGCUAGGCAAUUGUGAGUAUUAUACCGUAUUCCUGACAACACUCAGUCUGGCUUCUACAUUUUUCAUUAGCUUUACACACUCGUGUGUAUACGAGAUAUAUGAACUGGUCCCAAAUUCUCCGUUCUAAGGAAAAGCCACCCACAAGGAUUGUUUGUUUGACUGUUUUAGUUUUCUCGUUGGCAAUCAUGCCACAACUCCUUAUUUUCAUAAACAUUGUUUAAAUACACAAACACGUCCUGUUGUUUGAAAACCAAAAAUCCAAUACCUCGUGUAGAUAAAUGGCCACGCACGUUAAUGAAUCCUUGUGACAACUCAUUGUGAGUUACGUAGAUUGCCUGUUUCAAAGCAAAAUGUCUGCUUCUAUUUAACAUGACCUAAUUGUUAUUGGCAAUCUAGAUUUUUCGCCUUUCAUCCCGAAAGACCUCCUUUACAGAGACUACUUUUAGCAUUUAUUUGUUAUAGUCUUUGAUAGAUGUAUGCAUGAAAUAUUUGCCACUGACCUUUAACAAGCCACAAUCCUUUAACCAACCAACUCUAAUAUACGUAUUUUUGACUCUUUAUACUGUCAAGACCAAGGAGAUAUUUAAAUCGAAUGCGUUAUAUUAAUUGAAAAUAACGCAUAAUUAAGGCUUCAAUAUAAAAUGAAGCUUUUUUGAGUCAUCUUUUCAUUUGACCACGUAAUGAGUUUUGUUAAUUUCCACUUGAACCUUAUCGAUCAUAUGAGUUCAAACUUUCAAUCAUUUUACACAGUUAUCGUAUCUGUAUGAAAAGUCCCACAUAUCUUAAAUUUUAGAUUCAUGUCUUAAUAUUCAAAUAUAAGAAAAUACCUUACAAUUUAUAUAUCUACAUGUAAAAACUAGAAGAAAGGAGUAUCCUCUAAUGCUAAAUUUAGUUUUUUUUUUCGUGUCUUUGGAUUGUUGUUUCAUUCAUCUAUAUUCCAAAUAUCUUUUUAUUCAUAUGUAAAUCAAUAUUAUUUAUCUGUAUUUUUUAAGGGCGUGUUAUGCGUAUAUGUAAUUACAUACUCAAAUGAAAACACUGCAAUAUUGAAGGCUUAAGAUGGAGAUUAAAAACUAAAAAGAGGUUUAACUUUUGUAUAGUAUUAUAGAAAACUUUAAAAACUGCACGAACAAUAUUGAAUAACGGAAAGUUAGAUACAAGCUAAUGCAUUUGAUUAGAAACAAAAAAUUAUUACGUUUGAUAUAAGGUCAACAACAGAAAAUCACAUAUUUCAAAAACAAAACCAAAACAACGUGUAUUAAGUAUCACAACCUUUUAUACAGCUUUUGAAAUUUUAAAGGUCCUACACAAUAACCAAAUAUCUGAACAAAAGUGCAGCGUAUUUUUUAUAUCGUGAAGUGGGUUUACAAUUUACGUAUUUGUUUCAGUUAAAUCGAGUUAUGACUAUUGAACAGCGGUAUACUACUAUUGUCUUUAUUAGAUCAUACGACAAGUUGUGCUUAUUAUGAUCUACGUUUCACACAUUAUGUUUGUUGGACAUAUCUGAAAUAAAAUAUUGAAUUUUCGAGAACCUUUUUGGAAUGAUGCGAAUUCUAAGGAUGACAGGAUAUAAACAGUGGAUGUAUUUUGUGAUCGGAUGUUUAGUCUCAAAAGCCGCAACAACAACAAUUGUAAAUGAAACGGGUGUACAUAUUAAAGGAUACUUCAGAUGGGAACAUCCUUCCAUUGCUAGCAAAUUUCUAUUCUGUAAGAACUGCUGCAAAAAGUUACCUUUCGAAAAAGAGGUCAACUUUAAAGAAUCAGUCGAAGAAACAGAAGGAAAUAAAAUGGCCAAAAGAAAAAAUACCCAAAAGACAAAUAAAAGUUUAGAAAACACAUAAAAAUAAGAGCUAAGCAACCCAACCAAACACUUGGUGGUGAACCUAGGUUCACUACAACGGUUAGCAGCUUCAGCUUCAUUAUAGGGGUAACCGUCGUUAUGCCCAAGACAAGCACACAUCCAAUGAUAAUUUGCAUUCUGUGGAUAUAUUACAUAAUAAACUGAACUGGUGUUAAUACUCGUUAAAGAUAGUUUGGUACGCAAGCGACGCAUUUCGCCUUCAUUAUACUCAUCAUUUGCGUUAGAAUCAAACCACUGGAAAGCAAAACCUAUUUGGAAGUUGAUGAAUGAUGAAAAUAAAAAUUUCUUUUGGCAA
Mytilus californianus (California mussel) is the source of this 8661-nucleotide messenger RNA. Its product is annotated as protein toll-like. Gene Ontology annotation, molecular function: protein binding. The record is from RefSeq and is a predicted model, not a curated record. The coding region runs from base 97 to 2367 and encodes 756 amino acids. Gene Ontology annotation, biological process: signal transduction. Lineage: Eukaryota; Metazoa; Mollusca; Bivalvia; Mytilida; Mytilidae. Gene Ontology annotation, cellular component: extracellular matrix. The transcript has 4 exons.